AUGGUUACCAAAUCCAAGCUCAAGUUGGCAUUGGCGGCUGAGAAGGGCAUCGACCUCCGUAAAGUCAAGGAACAGAGAAAGAUCAAAUCGAAGCACCGCGAAACCGCCAAGGAGAAGGAGAAGAAGGCUAAAGCCCAAGGCGCCGAUGGAGAAGCCGAAGAAAUGGACGACGAUGAGGACGAUGAUGCCUCCGUAAUUUCCGUCGAGGGUGAAAUCACAUUGAACGCCGAGUUCGAGGAUGCCGACUCGGAUGAAGAGGAUGAAGAUGAGGAGGAAGAUGACAAGCUUGACAUCGAAGCAUUGGACGACACAGACAGCGACUCCGAUUCCGAGGUUGAGAUGGAAGAGAAGCUUGAGCGCCCGGCCAAGAAGACCAAGACUACCAAGAAGACGCCGACAGAAGUCGAGGAGAAGGACGACGACUCGGAAGACGAAGAAGAAGACCCCGAGGCGGAUGACGUGCCGCUCUCGGACCUCGACGCUGACGAGGGGGAUCUUGAGGACGUCGUCCCGCAUACCAAGCUCACCAUCAAUAACAAGACGGCCCUCGUCACCUCGUUGAACCGCAUCCGCAUCGAUACCUCGCCCGCCGUGCGCUUCGCGACGCAUCAGUCAGUCAUCUCGUCCAAGCCGACGGCUGACGCCGUUCCCGACGUCCAGGACGACCUCCAGCGCGAGCUCGCGCUGCUGUCGCAGUCGCUCGAGGCGGCGCGCAAGGGCCGUUCCCUCCUCAUCCAGGAGAAAGUGCCCUUCUCGCGCCCCAACGACUACUUUGCCGAGAUGAUCAAGGACGACGGCCAGAUGCAAAAGGUCAAGGCCAAGCUCAUUGACGAAGCCAGCUCCAAAAAGGCCGCCGCCGAGGCGAGGAAGCUCCGCGACCUCAAGAAGUUUGGCAAGCAGGUACAGGUCGCCAAGCUCCAGGAACGCCAAAAGGCCAAAAAGGACACACUGGACAAGAUCAAGACGCUCAAGAGGAAACGCCAAGAAGGUUCUUCGAACCUUGACACCCACGAGGCUGACCUGUUCGACGUCGGCGUCGACAACGAGAUCAAGAGCCAUACCAACUCGUCCGGCAAGCGCGACGGAAAACGCGACGGUGGCCGCUCCGGUAGUGGUGUCAACACCAAGCGGGCCAAGAAGAACGACAAGUACGGCUUCGGCGGCAAGAAGCGCCAUGCAAAGUCGGGCGAUGCUGUUAGCUCAGGCGACCUCAGUGCCUUUAACCCCAAGCGUAUGAAGGGCGGCGUGGGCAAGAAGCCCCAGCAGCGGCCCGGCAAGAACAGGAGAAAGUCCAUGUCGAAUAAAUAA
Molecule: messenger RNA, 1308 nt
Organism: Colletotrichum higginsianum IMI 349063
Lineage: Eukaryota; Fungi; Ascomycota; Sordariomycetes; Glomerellales; Glomerellaceae
Product: Ebp2p
Exons: 3
Coding region: 1-1308 (435 amino acids)
Biological process (GO): ribosomal large subunit biogenesis; rRNA processing
Cellular component (GO): preribosome, large subunit precursor; nucleolus; nuclear periphery
Source: RefSeq, a predicted model, not a curated record